Molecule: messenger RNA, 751 nt
Organism: Habropoda laboriosa
Lineage: Eukaryota; Metazoa; Arthropoda; Insecta; Hymenoptera; Apidae
Exons: 4
Coding region: 53-751 (232 amino acids)
Source: RefSeq, a predicted model, not a curated record
UAGUCAAUUGACAAAAUGAUCCACUGAAGCACCAUUUAUAAACAUAUUAAAAAUGUUUAUUUACCUGGUAUUUCCAGUGGCCACAUUAUUUUUAAUUUUUGGAGUCCUGCACGACAGAAAUGAUUGGUUAUAUUCAUCGGUUCGGCGUACCCUUACCCUGUACCGUAGACUGAUAAAUAGACGCACGCCCCAACGUUCGUUACUUAAUGAAAAUCUUGAAAGUAUCACAUCCGAAAGACCCGUGGUUAGAACUGACGACAGAAUAGAGUUGGAAAAUGUUCCAGCACAGAAGACAACGAUCAGUAACAUCGCAGAUCAUACUAAGGAAAAAAUGUCGGAUGCGAUUUUGGGUGAAACUAGAGACACAAUGAAGAUUUUGAAUCCGCCGCGGUACUCCUUUGAGAGUGUACUAUCGGAGGAAAAAGACAGAGACAUUGAUUUACCUGUCAUAAGAACACUUCAACUAGGAAAAACUCCAGAUAAUGCUACUCGAAUUUCUAAACAAGAAGAAACGGAAAAUAUAUUUGAAUCUUUAAAGACUACCAUCGAAAAAACUGCUGUCGAUCCAUCUUCCCGGUUAAAUACUAGACAAAUAUAUAAUUUGCUUAUGAAAGAAAGUUUGAAGGAAAAUGAAGCGAGACAGAAAUUAAUAGAUAAGAAGUUGAAUGAAUCACUUCCUAUCGAAAUAAAAGAACAAGUUCCAUCAUCAUCGCAAAAUAAAUCCGAACGAGAAGAUAAGAAUAAACGAUAA